This is a messenger RNA of Lingula anatina, 989 nucleotides long. RefSeq names its product aquaporin AQPAe.a. Gene Ontology annotation, molecular function: water channel activity. Gene Ontology annotation, biological process: water transport; transmembrane transport. Lineage: Eukaryota; Metazoa; Brachiopoda; Lingulata; Lingulida; Lingulidae. Gene Ontology annotation, cellular component: plasma membrane. The record is from RefSeq and is a predicted model, not a curated record.
UGCAGAUAGAGGCGUUAUCUGAGAGCCAGUGCCUAUUGUUUCAAUUUAAUCCGGGCAUGACCACUUCAGCCAAUGAACUUGCAAACUGGACAGGUCAUUUUGACCAGCACGGAUCGCUUUUAGUAUCCAGAUCGAAGUUAAGCGUUAAAAAUCGAACAAUGGCUGAUCAUUCCUUUCAAAUCGGUCACCACGAAAUUAAGACCGUGGCAUUCUGGAAGGCGGUUUCUGCGGAGAUUUUGGCCACUGCAAUACUUAUGAUAGUCCAGUGUUCCACACCUUUGAAAUGGCCGGGAAAUAACGACUCUGGUACUACGGUUCAGAUUGCUUUGGGAAUGGGUUUUGUCGUUAUGUGCUUGGCAGAAUCCGUUGGACAUAUUUCCGGGGCCCAGAUGAAUCCGGCGGUGGCUAUAGCCAUGUUUUUAGCUCAGAAAAUAUCACUUUUGAGAGCAAUAUUAUACGUGGUAGCUCAAUGCAUCGGUGCAAUUGCCGGAUCUGGACUAGUCUACGUUGUAACCUCACCAAAUGCGACGGGGAACUUCGCCACGACCACCGUGAACCCGUUACUUUCCCCCGCGCAGGGUAUGGUCGUAGAGAUGUACUUGACCUUCAUCCUCGUCUUCGUGAUCUUUGGCGCCACGGACAGUGCCCGGAAGUUGACCAUGCCCGGAAUUGCCAUUGGACUGACCGUUGCCAUGGACGUGCUCAGCGGGAUUAACCACACUGGGGCCAGUAUGAACCCAGCCCGGUCACUGGGACCUGCUGUCUACGUUAACAUAUGGACUGACCACUGGGUUUACUGGGUCGGCCCUAUCCUUGGCGGCGCACUUGCCACUUUGGUUUACCGGUAUGGGUUUAACCCUGUCAAACAAGAAGAUGAAAACUGUAAAACGGAAGUAAUUAAAGAGCAAGAAUUGCGCCAUGUUGUAGAAGAGGUGUUUGGACGAUUUCGACCCGAAGUUACUGGUGCCAGGGAAAAUGGAAACAUUUAG